Molecule: messenger RNA, 1005 nt
Organism: Penicillium alfredii
Lineage: Eukaryota; Fungi; Ascomycota; Eurotiomycetes; Eurotiales; Aspergillaceae
Product: methylenetetrahydrofolate dehydrogenase (NAD(+))
Exons: 4
Coding region: 1-1005 (334 amino acids)
Biological process (GO): purine nucleobase biosynthetic process
Cellular component (GO): cytosol
Molecular function (GO): methylenetetrahydrofolate dehydrogenase (NAD+) activity; methylenetetrahydrofolate dehydrogenase (NADP+) activity
Source: RefSeq, a predicted model, not a curated record
AUGUCCGCUCCUACCGACUCCAAUCCGGCCUCCUGCAAGGUGAUUCUGUCCAAGAAUGUCGCCAAUCGCCUGAUCGCCGAAGUGCAGGAGGGCAUCCGGACCCUCGAGAAGCCGCCUCAUCUAGUGGGCUUCCUGGCCAACAAUGACCCUGCGGCGCUCAUGUAUGCGCAGUGGACUCAGAAGACUUGCGAAGAGAAUGGGUUUCAAUACACCCUCCGUGAAGUCUCCCGCGAUGAGAUCGAAGAAGCCAUCCUGGCCGCCAACGCCGACACCUCCGUCGACGGCAUUAUCGUCUACUAUCCGAUCUUCAACAACCGCCAGGACCAAUACCUGCAGCAGAUUGUAGAUGUGAGCAAGGACGUUGAGGGUCUCAGCCACCGCUACAUCUUCAACAUGUACCAGAACAUCCGGUUCCUGGACCCGGAGACCAAGCGCCAAAAAUGUAUUCUGCCCUGCACGCCUCUGGCCAACAUCAAGAUCCUCGAGUACCUCAACAUCUACAACACCGUCCUGCCAUAUGGCAACCGGCUAUUCGGCCGCACGAUCUGCGUCGUCAACCGCUCCGAGGUCGUCGGGCGGCCGCUGGCUGCGCUGUUGGCCAACGAUGGUGCCUGUGUCUACAGUGUGGAUAUCACCGGCGUGCAGAAGUUCACUCGUGGCGAGGGAUUGAAGAAGCGCCGACACGAGGUUGUGGAUCUUGAGGGUGCUGCGCUGAAGGAUGUCGCCCCGCUGUGCGAUGUGGUUAUUUCGGGUGUGCCCGGUGAGAAGUACAAGUUCGACACCAGUCUUCUCAGAGAAGGGGCUGUGUGUGUGAACUUCUCGAGCGAGAAGAACUUCCCCCACGAGGUCCGGGAGAAGGCUUCUAUCUUUGUGCCUUCCAUUGGGAAGGUGACUAUUGUGGUUUUGCUCCGGAACCUGCUGAGACUCAUCCAGAACCGACGAGCAGACGAUGUCCAGCCUGCUGCAGCGACGGAACGACCGGGCACUCUUGAGGCGGCUUCGUAG